AUGGGGAGUUUCCAUUUGAAACCACCCUUCAUUGUUUUUAUAGUAUCAACUUUAUUAUUGUCAUACAACUUUUGCCAUGCUGAUAGAAACGUAGAGCGAGGUUGGACGUGUUCAGAACCUGAUAAUUCCACAGUUGGUAACUCAUUCCAGACCAAACUUAACAAUAUUUUGUAUUCACUUGCAUCAAUUGUGUCUCAUAACAGUGGUUUCUACAAAGCCACAGCUGGCAAAGACUUCAACGAGAUUUAUGGCCUCAUACAAUGUAGAGGUGACAUAUCUGCUCAAGACUGCACUAAUUGCACCGGAGAGUCUAUCAAGGUAGCCUUGCAUAGAUGCCCAGAAAGCGAAAGUGUUGUGGUUUGGUUCACAUGGUGUUUCCUGCGCUAUUCAGAUGAAACGUUCUUUGGAGUUUCAGAGCAAUAUGGGUUGGGUACCUUUGAUACCAAUGGUUCAUGGGCACACUUGCAUCUACGACUCCAAAUCAGCCUUUGA
Molecule: messenger RNA, 492 nt
Organism: Cornus florida
Lineage: Eukaryota; Viridiplantae; Streptophyta; Magnoliopsida; Cornales; Cornaceae
Product: cysteine-rich repeat secretory protein 38-like
Exons: 1
Coding region: 1-492 (163 amino acids)
Source: RefSeq, a predicted model, not a curated record